Bipolaris oryzae ATCC 44560 is the source of this 2163-nucleotide messenger RNA. RefSeq lists its product as uncharacterized. The record is from RefSeq and is a predicted model, not a curated record. Gene Ontology annotation, molecular function: protein binding; chromatin binding. Gene Ontology annotation, cellular component: synaptonemal complex; cohesin complex. The transcript has 7 exons. Gene Ontology annotation, biological process: synaptonemal complex assembly; replication-born double-strand break repair via sister chromatid exchange; mitotic sister chromatid cohesion. The coding region runs from base 1 to 2163 and encodes 720 amino acids. NCBI's taxonomy places the organism in Eukaryota, Fungi, Ascomycota, Dothideomycetes, Pleosporales, Pleosporaceae.
AUGUUUUACAGUCACGAAAUCCUCACAUCACGUAAAUAUGGUGUGGCGACGGUGUGGCUCGUUGCAACCCUCGGCGCCAAAUCAAGCCUGAAGCGCAUCAACCGCAAGCAAAUUCUUGAUGUCGACGUAUCCAAAGCAUGCCAAACCAUCAUCGAUCCAGUAGCUCCCCUGGCUCUACGUCUACAGGGAAACUUGUUAUAUGGACUAUCGCGAGUGUACCUACAGCAGUGUGGAUAUAUUCUUUCGGAUGCACAGAAUGCUCAACUUGCUCUAAGAAUGGCAUUACGGACAGUUCAGAAUACCGAGCUUGAUCCUGCUGCCGGCAAAGCCAAUCCACAGCAACUCAUUCUCCAAGACGACCCCUCGUUCCUCCCCGAUUUUGCCCCUCCCCCGCCAGAACUACUCGCUGAUCUAGACUUCAACUUCAACCUCGACAUAACACAUUCUGGCGAGUCCCAGUCUCUAACACCGUUUGGCUCUCAGCAGUAUUCGUCUUCUUCUCGUGUCGGUAGUGCAGGCGGUCUCAUCCUCCCUCCCUCUUCCCCCGUCACUUCGGGCGGAUUUGGUCUCGAAGGCGAUUAUGGAAUAGGCAGCAUUGGCCAACAUAGUGCCAUGCUUGGAGCCGGCGACACAAUCGAAAUCGAAGAUCCGGAUUUUGAAUUUGGGGAUGAUGGCGAGAUCAUUCAUUUGUCGCCAGGUGCUGUGUCGCUCAGAACCCUUGCUACGCCUGCACGUGCGCCCAGGUCUGGGAAUGCUGGACAGAAUGAUAAGGUGAGAAAGGACCCUCCACAGAGCCAACAGGCUCUUGAUCAGUUGCCUGAUGAUGAGUUGCAUGUUGCGCUUCCCGGUGAAGAAGACGGCCUUCCCGAAGGCGGCAGUUAUUCCUCAAGUGGCGCGCUACAGUCUCAGCAGUCUUCAGAAGUGGUAGAAUCAUCAGAAACUUUUACCGCUCCCAUGCGCCGACAUCGACUUCCGCGCGCCAUUCCUGCAGAUACAGUAACAGAACUUCGUAACAAGGAUCUGAUUGACUGGGGCGCGAACUAUCUCAAGAACAUGAGGACUGCUACGAAACAGAAGAUCCAUAAUCGCGCCCUGACACAAGCAAAGAAAAACGCUGAGCAUUAUGUAUGGGAGUCUGGACUAGGUGGUAUUGGCCAACGUAUCCAUGGGCGCGAAGGCUAUAAUCCAUUUGAUAUGUUCAUGGGCGACAAACUCUUCGAGGCUAUCACUGGCAUGAGUCGCAAAGUAACCGGACGUAAGCAUGAUCGCGAUAGCGGUAUUGACGAUGCUACGCAAGAACAGGCACGUCGUGUACGCCAGAAGAGUGGCGAGCUUGAGGCUGCUCGAGGCGCUGAUGAUGAAGGAUUUUCUAUGCCUCUUGGAGACGACGAAGCUGCAGUUGAACUGCCUCGUGAAGCAGCCCCCACUCUCGAUGAUCAACAUGUCUCCUCUGCAAUGCCGUGGAACAUGAGUGCUUCUGCUAGAAGCUCAUCAGCCAUUCCUUGCAGUAGGCGUAUCGGCAUGACUAGCUCAACCGAUCAUGGAAGACAUCGAAGUCGCCUGGUAUCCGCCUCUCCACUGCAUGGACGAGGCCCGUCUAUUCCGUUUGAUUUGAAUGAUCUUACAAGUGACGCGGAUUAUGCGGGCAACGAGUUUCGGCUGUCAGGACUCAGCUCAGACUUUCCCGAGGUUGCAGCUCUUCCAAAUACCAACUCACAGGUACCCAAAGUACUUUCUAUCGAAUGCGAAAACUUUAUCACCUACAUAUGCGAAAAGAUGAGAGACAAGGGAGAUCAUGCACAGAUAGAGACAGGUGUUGUGACUAAUGCUGAAGAAAUUACUUUUGAAGAGCUACUUCCGCCUACGGAGAAUACAAAGAUGAUUGCUUGUCACGGUCUCAUGAUGGUUCUCACACUGGGCACAAGAGGUAUGCUCGACAUACAGCAGUCCGAGCACCUCGGUGACAUUCAUCUUCGCUUAUCUGAGAAAACCAAAGUGCUGGAAAUCAUUGAGAUUAGCGAUGGGGAAGACGAACUCGAGGAAGAAGACGAGCAAAUGGAAGACCCAGCGCAUGUCGAGGACGAAGGACAUUUCCGGGAGCAGUUUGCUGCUGGGCAUGCUGCCCAGGUGGACGACGGUCACGAGUCUUUCUACGAUGAUUGA